UCUCUCUAUUCGACUCCAUCGAACGGCGCCACUAAGUUUCAGAUUCCUCGUCUAAGAGCAUGUGCUGGUCCUCUGGUAACACAACAGGCGUGUGCGGCGGACGUAAGGGAGAAUAUUGAAGGCCCGGCCAAGCAGAUUGGGGAGCUGGACGUUCUGGUUGAUGACCAGAGGACUGAAUGGGCAAGAAGAGAGCUGAGGAGAGUGGAUAUCUUCCGUGAUUCAUUUGUCAGACUCUCGAGCAGCAUUUCUAGCGUCGAAACAUGCAAUGGAUACACAAA
This is a messenger RNA of Suillus subaureus, 278 nucleotides long. RefSeq lists its product as uncharacterized. The record is from RefSeq and is a predicted model, not a curated record. The annotation marks the transcript as partial. The transcript is spliced from 3 exons. NCBI's taxonomy places the organism in Eukaryota, Fungi, Basidiomycota, Agaricomycetes, Boletales, Suillaceae.